This is a messenger RNA of Hyaloscypha bicolor E, 681 nucleotides long. RefSeq lists its product as uncharacterized. The record is from RefSeq and is a predicted model, not a curated record. NCBI's taxonomy places the organism in Eukaryota, Fungi, Ascomycota, Leotiomycetes, Helotiales, Hyaloscyphaceae. Bases 1 to 681 code for a protein of 226 amino acids. The transcript has a single exon.
AUGCCAUACAACGAGCUGCAGAGGCGAGACUCGUGGCCUCCGACUAUCAUCCGCCUGCGCGACGGAGAAGAAGAGAACCUCGAUAACAUCGACGAGAACCCGAUCUCCUUCUUCCUGACGUCCCCCGAAGACAUUGAUGAGUUCCUCGACGAUGAGGACCUGUCCGCCGGCAUCGAGACUCCCGAGUCAAGCCACACCCCUGUACGAGAAAUCUCCCCCUCGACGCUACAGCGUGUUCCACUCGAAGCAGACGACGACGAAACCUUCGGCCUCGCGAUGCCCAUGGCGUUGAAAGACUUCACAGCAAAACACACAAGCGGACGCAAGUCCAGGGUAGGCACAAGACCAGACGAACUCAAGGGUCUCGGCAUCACUAUCAAUAUCCCGGAGUUCUCGGCCACAAGGGGCAGGCCGAAGGUCCGGCUUACGCCGUCGCUGAGCGGGAGGGGACGAGGUCAGACGCGGUCUCUGUCAGCGCGGCGGCCGCAGAGCUGGAGGGAACCGAGUCCGGACAUUUGGACUAUUAGGGAGGAGAGGGAGAGUGAUGAUGAGGUGAAGAUGAAGGUGGGGAGGACGGACACGCCGGUUUCGAUGAGCGCGCCGGCCAGCACAAAUUUGGGAACUAUGGCAAUGAUGACGCCAAGUCCGAAGCCGAAGAAGAGAGUUCAUUGGGCAUGUUGA